This is a messenger RNA of Fonsecaea nubica, 663 nucleotides long. RefSeq lists its product as hypothetical. Bases 1 to 663 code for a protein of 220 amino acids. Lineage: Eukaryota; Fungi; Ascomycota; Eurotiomycetes; Chaetothyriales; Herpotrichiellaceae. The record is from RefSeq and is a predicted model, not a curated record. The transcript has 2 exons.
AUGACUUCCACGACACCAACUAAAACCCCCUUCCGCGUGGGUGUCCUUCUGCUACCAUCGGUCCAACUCCUCGAUGCUUCAGCCAUUGAUCUCUUCGGCAUGAUCACCCCCGAAUACCUCCAGGCAUGCGGUCUCCCCAGCGCACUCGUCGACAUGGGCGUUCCGGUGGAGAUCCAUUACAUCAGUGCGACAGGGCCAGGCACUUACAUGGCCUUGACGGCCUCGGCCACGCUUCCCGUGACGGAUUCUCUGUCGUCGCCAGCUGUGCAGCCGGGCCAACUCGAAGCUCUCCUCAUCCCGGGUCCAGACCCACGCACCGUUCCUAGUGAAGAUGUCUUGGCCUUCCUCCGCGCGCACAAAGCAGCCGACAAGACCGACAUCUUGGUCAUCUGCACGGGGAGUUUUCCAGCCGGGUUCGCAGGGCUUUUGGACGGCAAGACCGUCACUGGACCGAGAGCUCUAUUGGGGAAGCUGAAGGAGGUAUUCCCUGCGGGGAACUUUGUGGCGCGGAGAUGGGAGAGAGAUGGAAGGAUUUGGUCUUCCGGGGCUAUCACAAAUGGUCUUGAUCUCACUGCGGCCUAUCUGCACGACAAGUUCCAGAAGGAGCUUGCAGAUCUUGUCUGCGGCAUGGCCGAAGUAGGCGACCGCGGUCAAGAUUACUGA